Molecule: messenger RNA, 578 nt
Organism: Seriola dumerili (greater amberjack)
Lineage: Eukaryota; Metazoa; Chordata; Actinopteri; Carangiformes; Carangidae
Gene: s100a1
Product: protein S100-A1-like
Exons: 3
Coding region: 101-394 (97 amino acids)
Molecular function (GO): calcium ion binding
Source: RefSeq, a predicted model, not a curated record
GAAUUUUGGUUUUGCUCUCAGGGAAAGUCUGUAUCUACUGUGAACCAUCUCACCCUCUGCCCUUCAACUCCACAGCCAAGUGACAUCUUUGGACUGAAACAUGAAUUACAACCUGCAAGACGCCAUGGCUGGCCUCAUUGACGUGUUCCACUCCUAUUCGGGAAAAGAAGGUGACAAGCACAAGCUGAAUAAGAGAGAGCUGAAGACCCUGUUAAACGAAAAGCUCCCAGGCUUCCUGUCAGCCAGCAACGACCCCAUGUUGGUCGAGAAGAUCAUGAAUGACCUGGAUGAAAACCAGGACGGUGAAGUGGACUUCCAGGAGUUCGUCGUCCUGGUCACUGCACUGACCGUCGCCUGCAAUGAGUUCUUCACAGGCUGCUCGAAGAAAGACUGAACUUCUGUAGUUUCAAGUUAAAUCGAUAAUCCCUUCUUCACACAAUUUAUAUACUAACGAUGUGGGUCCAUGUUAUGGAUGUAACGGUUUGAAUCACUCCUUGAACACAGCACCUUGAAAUGUUAAAGUAGGUGUGUUUUUGUCCUUGAAAAGCUGUCCAGCUCAAUAAAGAUGUUGUCCUGUU